AGUUUUAUGGGAAGGAAACCGAUGGAGUUCGGAGCCGUGGCGGUUGAGCUGCUGCAGCUGCCCGCAUCUGAGCGAAUCUUUUGGUGGUCGUCGGCCUAAUGAGCGGACGGCAAAGAACGCUUUUCCAGACGUGGGGCUCAAGUGUCUCUCGAUCUGCUGGGGCACGGGGUUGCGGCUCUGGAACUGAGCGGCCGCAGAGCCCUGGCAGCUCCAAAGCGGGUUUGCCUGCAGCGGCGGAGGCUCAGGCGGAGUCGGACGAUGAUGUGUUGCUGGUCGCGGUGUACGAGGCUGAACGGCAACUGGGACUCGAGAAUGGCGGGUUCUGCACCUCAGCGGGCGCCCUGUGGAUUUACCCGACCAAUUGCCCAGUGCGGGACUACCAAUUGCACAUCUCCCGGACCGCUUUGUUCUGCAACACGCUGGUGUGUCUGCCAACCGGGCUGGGAAAGACCUUUAUUGCCGCCGUGGUGAUGUACAAUUUCUACCGCUGGUUCCCUUCCGGCAAGGUGGUCUUUAUGGCCCCCACGAAACCCUUGGUGACACAGCAGAUCGAGGCUUGCUACCAGGUGAUGGGUAUCCCGCAGUCCCACAUGGCCGAAAUGACAGGGUCUACUCAAGUUUUCACCAGGAAGGAAAUAUGGUGCAGGAAGAGAGUUCUUUUUCUUACACCUCAGGUCAUGGUAAAUGACCUUUCUAGAGGAGCUUGUCCCGCUGCUGAAAUAAAGUGUCUAGUUAUUGAUGAAGCUCAUAAAGCUCUUGGAAACUAUGCUUAUUGCCAGGUUGUAAGGGAACUAGUCAAAUAUACAAAUCACUUUAGAAUCUUGGCUCUUAGUGCCACGCCAGGCAGUGAUAUAAAGGCUGUGCAACAGGUUAUUACUAACCUACUAAUUGGGCAGAUAGAGCUUCGUUCUGAAGAUUCUCUGGAUAUUUUGCCAUACUCUCAUGAAAGACAAGUUGAAAAGCUUGUUGUUCCCCUUGGUGAAGAACUCACAGCCAUCCAGAAGACAUAUAUCCAGAUUUUGGAAGCAUUUUCCAGUUCUUUGAUUCAAAGAAAUGUUUUGAUGAAAAGGGAUAUCCCCAAUCUAACAAAGUACCAGCUAAUUCUGGCAAGAGAUCAGUUUAGGAAAAACCCAUCUCCAAAUAUUGUGGGAAUACACCAAGGCAUAAUCGAAGGAGAGUUUGCUAUUUGUAUUAGUUUAUAUCAUGGUUAUGAGUUAUUGCAGCAGAUGGGAAUGAGAUCAUUAUAUUUCUUCCUUUGUGGAAUUAUGAAUGGAACUAAAGGAAUGACACGGGCAAAACAUGAACUUAGCCGAAAUGAGGACUUCAUGAAACUCUAUAGUCAUCUAGAAUGCAUGUUUGCACAUUCACGUAGUAUUUCAGCAGGUGGUAUUCCUGCUAUCCAAAAAGGAGAUAAACAUAAAAAAUUCUUUUAUAGUCAUCCAAAGUUAAAGAAAUUAGAAGAAGUGGUAGUUGAACAUUUCAAGUCAUGGAAUGCUCAAAACACCUCUAAAAAGAAAUGUGAUGAGACCAGAGUUAUGAUCUUCUCUUCAUUUCGAGAUAGUGUUCAAGAAAUUGCAGAAAUGCUUUUACAGCAUCAGCCAAUUAUUAGAGCAAUGACUUUUGUUGGCCAUGCCUCAGGGAAGAGCAUGAAAGGUUUUACUCAGAAGGAGCAGCUGGAGGUAGUGAAACAGUUUCGUGAUGGUGGUUACAACACAUUGGUUUCUACCUGUGUUGGUGAAGAAGGUUUGGAUAUAGGAGAAGUUGAUCUUAUAAUAUGUUUUGAUGCCCAGAAGAGCCCAAUCCGUCUUGUACAACGAAUGGGUAGAACUGGCCGCAGACGUCAAGGCAGGAUUGUUGUUAUCCUUGCUGAAGGAAGAGAAGAACGUACUUAUAAUCAGAGUCAGUUCAACAAAAGAAACAUUUAUAGAGCUAUUUCAGGUAACAGACAGGUUCUUCAUUUUUACCAAGGAAGUCCACGAAUGGUUCCUGAUGGAAUCAAUCCAGAAUUACACAAAAUGUUCAUUACACAUGGUGUCUAUGAACCGGAGAAGCCUUCUUGGAUCUUGCAGCGAAAGUCAUCUAUCUUUUCCUGUAGGGAUGGAAUGAGACAAAGUAACUCAAGGAAAGAUUGGUUUUUAUCAGACGAAGAAUUUAAAUUAUGGAACAGACUGUAUAGAUUAAGAAACAAUGAUAAAAUUAAGGAGAUACUAUUGCCUCAAGUUCAGUUUCCAUCUUUACUAAAUGAAGAAAACACACCAACUCAAGAACCAAUGACUGGAGUCCAUCAACUCUCUCUCUCUGAGUGGAGAUUGUGGCAAGAUCAUCCUUUUCCUACACAUCAAGUUGACCACUCUGAUCGAUGCCACCAUUUUAUAAGCAUUAUGCAAAUGAUAGAAGGAAUGAGACACGAAGAGGGAGAAUGCAGCUAUGAAUUGGAAAUUAAAUCUUAUUUACAAAUGGAAGAUGUUAGAUCAACACUUGGUGCUCCCAGGAACAGAUAUAAUAAUCUUGCCAAUGACACUUUUACUACUCACAAGAAAUCUUCAUUUGAAAAGAAUAUAAAUAAAGACAAUUCACUCUCAAUGACAGAAUCUGAUGAAGAAUGUGAUGAAGUUUUUAAACAAACUCAUAUCAAACAUACUAAAAUUGUUUCUCUGAAGAAAAAAGCAUCUAAAGAAAUGAAAAAAGAUCAGUCGAAAAAAGAAAAUAAUGAUUCUUUAGAUACAGACAGAAAUUCUACUGUGGAAAAUAUUUUUCAGGUAGACCUACCAAAUGAUAAAAGGACAUCAGAUACAGGUGAAGUUGCUGCCACAUGUACUAUUAAAGAAAAUGUUGUUGAUCAGCCAUGUGUAUUAUUAACAGAAUGUCAAUUUGCAAAUAAAUCUACUAGUUCAUUUGCUGGAAAUUUUUUAGACUCUGGUUAUAACAGUUUCAGUGAUGAAAAAUCUGUUUCAUCUAAUUUGUUUCUCCCAUUUGAGGAAGAGCUUUAUAAAACUAAAACAGAUGACCAAUUUUAUAAUUGUCACUCAUUGACAAAAGAGACAUUAGUUAAUGUAGAGAGAUUUUUAUCUCAUUCUCCACCUUCUCUCAGUGGACUCUCAGACUUGGAAUAUGAAAUUGCUAAGGAUUCAACACUUGAGAAUUUGCUUUUCCUACCCUACGCAGAGCAUUUACAAAAUGUUAAAUCCACCUGUUUGAUGUCACAUUCAGCUGUGAAUUCUCAACAGAAUUUAGAAUCGAAUUCACUUAAACUUAUUAAUGAUCCUUUUGAAAAAAGUUGCCUUUAUGGUGCAAUUAAUGAUAAGAUUUCUGAUGAGCCAAGCUUCUGUGACUGUGAUGGUAAAGUACAUAAAGUUACUCAAAAUGAAAACUUAGAACCUGAAGAUCAUGUUCAAGUAUGCAUAUACCCUGUGAAGAAUUUAGUUGAAGAAAAGAGUCAUAAUGUUGAUAACAAUGACCUUGAAGUAUUGUUCACGGAUCAGAAUGAGAGUUUACUAUUAUUUGAAGAUGUUAAUACAGAGUUUAAUGAUGUGAGCCUUUCUCCCUUGAAUAAUAAAUGUAAAUCUUUAUGUGUGUCAGACAAAACUGCUGUAAGUGAAAUGACUGUGGUCUCUCAGUUCUUAAUUUCUGAUGAACUUUUGUUAGACAAUAAUUCUGAGCCCCAAGAUCACAUCAUCUGUGAUAGUAAUAGUCAGAAAUCUCAUGAAGAUUUGAGAGGUGUACGUGAGGAAAAACUGACGAGUGAUGAAUAUGUUUUUGAUUGCUCUGGGGAUUUAUUUUCUGUUACCUUUGAUUUAGGAUUUUGUAGUCAGGAUUCUGAUGAUGAAAUGUUAGAACAUGCAUCAGAGACAAAUAACAAUAGACUUCUAGAUGAUCUAUCUGGAAGGUAUUUAGGUAUUAAGGAAAUAAGUGAUGCCAAGUAUGUUUCAUAUCAAACAGCAAUACCAGAAGAUCAUGUUGAAAAUUUUAUGAGUGAAAUCAUUAUCCCAUCAAGUAAAGAUAUGCAGAGCCCAAAUUUUCCUCGUUUUCCACUGAGUACAGCAAAAAGUAAAGAAUUUACAUCUCCUGGUUAUUCUCAGUUUUCUUUGCCAGUAGUAAAAAAAGUUAUGAGUACACCACUUUCUGAAUUAAACAUACUGAACUCAUUUUCUAAGAUGAGAGAGGAAAUGCCUAAGACUCCAGAUUCUAAUAAGGAGAAAGUAAAUCUACAGAGUUUCAAAGAAACAUUGAAUUCAACUUUUGAUGAUUCAGGAUUUUCUCUAGAAAAGGCUAAAAGCAGUAAUCAAAUCCAUCUGCAUCAAUCCUGUCAUUCUGCUGAAGAUGAACAAUUAUUAGCAAGUAAUGAAAGUGAAGAUGAUGAGAUUUUCCGAAGAAAACAUAAAAAACCGAAAGGAAAUGUUUUAAAAUCCCCUGAGGAUCAGAAAAAUAGUGAAGUUGAUUCUCCACUUCAUCCUGUCAAAAAGCGCAGGGUUCCUAUAAACAGAUCAGAAUUAUCAUCUAGUGAUGAAAGUGAGAAUUUUCACAAACCAAAUCCUCAAUUAGAAGACUUCAAGAGUUGUAACAAGAAUUCCAGAGAAGGCAUCAGAGUCAAAAAGAGACGGAGUCACCUAAGGCAUGUAGCUAGGAAGUUUUUAGAUGAUGAAGCAGAACUUUCCAAAGAAGAUGCAGAAUGUGUUUCAUCAGAUGAAAAUGAUAAGUCAGAAAAUGAACAAGAUUCCUCAUUACUUGACUUCUUAAAUGAUGAGACUCAACCUUCCCAGGCUAUAAAUGAUUCUGAAAUGAGAGCUAUUUACAUGAAAUCUGUGCAUAGUCCAUUGAUGAGCAAUAAGUACAAAAUGGUCCAAAAGAAACAUGACAACAUAAACAUUUUUUCACAGAUUCCCGAACAAGAUGAAAACUAUUUAGAGGACAGUUUUUGUGUUGAUGAAGAAGAGUCUUGCAAAAGCCAAUCAAGUGAUGAAGUUUGUGUUGAUUUUAACUUAAUAACUGAAGACUGCUUUGAAAAUGGGAGUAAAAAAUAUAAAACCCGACGUGCAGUAAUGCUAAAGCAAAUGAAGAUGAAACAAAAUUGUGCACAUUCAAAAACGAAAUUUUCCAGAAUUAUUUUACCAGAUGAUUCAAGUGAGGAGGAUGACAAUGUGAAUGAUGAAGAAGAUUCCAAUAUUGGGGUUAACCCAAGCACUGUUAACAAGAACAAACAACAGGACCGUUAUUUGAACUUAAUGCCUUCUGUGUCUUCAUUGCAGCCAAAGGUUCGAUGUAAUCCAAUAGAUAAUCGAUCACCAAAGCAGAGACAACAGACACAAUUUAAUUUAAAGAAUAUGAUUUCUGAAGUCUCAGGCUUCACACCUCAGAGCCAUAAUAAAGUUGAAACUACCCUACCACCACUAACUACUUUUGAUUCACAGAAAGACUGUAGAAAAUUUCCAGUGCAGUUGAAGGUUGGUAGUGCUCUGAAGGAUUCUAGCAUUUCAGGGGCAUACUGUUCCAAUUCACGACCACAUUUGGCUGAGAUGCAUACUUCUCUCAGACUUCCGCAGGAAGGAAAAAGAACCUAUGUCCUUGUAGGUAGUCGUGAAAUUGCUUCUGGUUUAGAAGUAAUUUCUUCCCUAAGAACAAUUCAUGGGUUACAAGUAGAGGUUUGUCCUCUUAAUGGCUGUGAUUACAUAGUGAGUAACCGCAUGGUGGUGGAAAGGAGGUCUCAGUCUGACAUGUUAAAUAGUAUCAAUAAGAACAAGCUCAUUGAGCAGAUCCAGCACCUGCAGAACAUGUUUGAAAGAAUAUGUGUGAUUGUGGAAAAGGACAGAGAAAAAACAGGAGACACAUCAAAGAUGUUCAGGAGAACAAAGAGCUACAACAGCCUGCUGACUACCUUAAUUGGCGCUGGGAUCCGAAUUCUUUUCAGUUCCUGCCAAGAAGAAACUGCAGAUUUGCUAAAGGACUUGUCUUUAGUGGAACAAAGAAAGAAUGUUGGUAUUCAUGUUCCAAUAGUGGAGAAUAGUAGUAAAUGUGAGGCACUUCAGUUUUAUUUAAGUAUUCCCAAUGUAAGUUAUAUAACUGCAUUAAAUAUGUGUCAUCAGUUUUCAUCUGUGAAAAAGAUGGCUAACAGCUCACUUCAAGAAAUCUCCAUGUAUGCACAAGUAACUAUUCAAAAGGCUAAGGAGAUCUAUAAAUACAUUCAUUAUGUAUUUGACAUGGAAAUGUUACCACAUGAGCUUAACCAAGAUAGACUGAAAUCUGAUGCAUGAUCAGACUACUCAAGAUGAACUUACCAGAGAACUCUCAUAAUACUAAAUGCACUUGAAUAAUCGUUGCUGUGGUUUGUGAUUAUCGGUUUAAAAUUUGUAAAUAAGAGAAUAUCACUUAUUUUAUACUGAGUACAUUCUUAUAUAGGUUAUGAAAAUUAUUAAAAAAGAACCUCUGUUCAAUAUCAUUUUGACUAGAUUAUGAAAUUUUAUUGAAUAAAACAAGGUUUAUUAAAACUUAUGUUGAAGGUUAAGAAAAUAAAAAGUUACAGAUAUAUUUUGGAA
This is a messenger RNA of Galeopterus variegatus (Sunda flying lemur), 6530 nucleotides long. It is a transcript of the gene FANCM, whose product is annotated as Fanconi anemia, complementation group M. The record is from RefSeq and is a predicted model, not a curated record. Gene Ontology annotation, biological process: interstrand cross-link repair; replication fork reversal; double-strand break repair via synthesis-dependent strand annealing. The transcript has 23 exons. Lineage: Eukaryota; Metazoa; Chordata; Mammalia; Dermoptera; Cynocephalidae. The coding region runs from base 99 to 6248 and encodes 2049 amino acids. Gene Ontology annotation, molecular function: four-way junction helicase activity; nuclease activity; 3'-5' DNA helicase activity.